AUGUCUGAUACACUAGAAAAAGAUCCUUAUGAGCAGCUAGGCAUCACGCCGGAAAGCACAUUGGAGCAGAUUCGUCGGGCCUACAGGGUCACAUCGCUCAAGGUGCAUCCCGACAAGAACCCAUCACCUGAAGCCGCAACACUGUUCCACGCUCUGACACAGGCAUACAACCUUCUCCUCGACCCUACCCAACGCAGUGCCCUCGACGCAUCCCUC
Dacryopinax primogenitus is the source of this 216-nucleotide messenger RNA. Its product is annotated as heat shock protein DnaJ. The annotation marks the transcript as partial. Gene Ontology annotation, biological process: spliceosomal complex disassembly. The transcript has 2 exons. NCBI's taxonomy places the organism in Eukaryota, Fungi, Basidiomycota, Dacrymycetes, Dacrymycetales, Dacrymycetaceae. Gene Ontology annotation, cellular component: spliceosomal complex. The record is from RefSeq and is a predicted model, not a curated record.